UGUCAACCAGAAUGGUUGACCAGCUCGUCAACUUUCUCACCAUUGAGAAGCGUGUUAUCACGAGCAGGUGGCUGAGCGCGGCGCUUGGGUUGCCAGUCACAUCAGCCAAAUCGCUCAUGGCCGAGUACGUCCACAAGUAUCUGGCCAAACCCAGCAACGUCCCCGCCAGCACGGCCUUUGCCACGUAUCUUGUGACGGGUACUCCGAAAGACGUCCAGGAGAAAGUCGCACGUGGCAGUGGCGACGAUGCUGCGCCGUUGGAGAUGCGCCUUGUCCACCAGGAUGCGCUUGCAGACAUCCUUACCCACUUUUCCAAGGUCAAAUCCUUUGAAGUCUACGCACUCUCCCCGUCCAAGCCUCUGGCCACUAGCAUUGUUAUCACUGAUGGAGAGUCAGCGACGUAUGCGUCCUCGCCAGCCUUACGAAAUACAAUCACCUGCAGCCUUGCAGUGCCUCGAAAGAUUUCACAGAAUGCCGCGCAAGGCACCGCUCGGCCCAUACUGCCAGUGAAGGCCCUGUCCGUGAAGGCGACGCCUGCUCCGGCGCAGCCAUCCACCGCUGCCGCUCCUCCAGCCAGCAGUGCGCCAGCCGAGGCGACGGCAACCACGCCUCUCGCGAAAAAGCCCUCUGUAGGCGCGCAGUCGUCUGUUGCCAGCAUGUUUGCCAAAGCAAAGACCCCGUCUACAUCGACAGAUUCAUCCCCAGCCUCGAAAGAAACCAAAGUAGCCGCCGAGCCGAUGGACGUGAGCCCGAGUCCGACCGCCCCCGCCAAAGCUGCGUCGUCCGCUAUUGCCAGCAUGUUUGCCAAAGCCAAGCCCAAGUCCUCUGAGCCCAAGAAGGAAGCCGAAGUGGCCCCUGCUCCCGCGGCUCCAACGGCGCCAACUGCAACUGCAGUGCCGAGUCCUGUGGACACACCGAAACGAAGGCGUGCAGUCGACUCGGACGAUGACGAGGAGGAGGUCAGGCCAUUGAGCAAAAAGGUGCAUCAUCAAGAAGUAAAGAAGCCCGAAGUGAAAAAGCCGCAGGAUGAUGACGAGGAAGAUGAAGACGAUGACGAUGAGGCAGCCUCGGCCGAGCGAGAUUUUGUAUUUGACGAGGAGCCUCCAACAGGCUCCAAGGUCGUUGCCAACAAGCCGGAGGCCAAGGCGGCACGUGUGCAGGUUAAACGGACAUUUGUUGAUGAAAAGGGUUUCAGAGUCACAAAGAUGGUGUUUGAAGACGCACCAGCCGACGAGACAAGCCCGCCGGCAGCGCCUGCACCCAAUCCCGCUCCCAAGUCGCCACCGAAACCAGCCCCUGCGCCAAAGAGUGCAUCUUCUAAUAAGACUGCAACAGCGACCCCACCAGGCUCCAAGCAGGCCUCGCUGAUGAGCUUCUUCAAAAAGUAGAAAUCAGAGCUGAAGCAGUUGAAUGGUUGUUUGCUCGUGUUCUGACUACAACAAACGAAAAACAGCAUCGCAUAUCCCCA
Molecule: messenger RNA, 1468 nt
Organism: Capsaspora owczarzaki ATCC 30864
Lineage: Eukaryota; Filasterea; Ministeriida; Capsasporidae
Exons: 9
Coding region: 12-1388 (458 amino acids)
Biological process (GO): nucleotide-excision repair, DNA gap filling; DNA synthesis involved in UV-damage excision repair; DNA strand elongation involved in DNA replication
Cellular component (GO): nucleus; delta DNA polymerase complex
Molecular function (GO): DNA-directed DNA polymerase activity
Source: RefSeq, a predicted model, not a curated record